Messenger RNA from Saprolegnia diclina VS20, 1359 nucleotides. RefSeq lists its product as hypothetical. Gene Ontology annotation, molecular function: RNA binding. The transcript has 3 exons. The record is from RefSeq and is a predicted model, not a curated record. Lineage: Eukaryota; Oomycota; Saprolegniomycetes; Saprolegniales; Saprolegniaceae. The coding region runs from base 25 to 1359 and encodes 444 amino acids.
CAGCAACGCUGACAAGCGUGGACCAUGGCUGAGCGCUUUGAUGGCCCCGUGCUCGUGGAUCGCGCCGGCUUUAGCGCGUGGCAGGCCGACUUCAUGACGUCGGCGACAGCGCAGGGCUAUGCAAAGUACUACAUCGAGGCAACCUUUGACGACCCCGCGGCCUUUGCGGCGGCCAUCGCCCAGCUCGAGGCCAGGAACAGCGUCGUUGUGCCGGCCGACGCCGAUGCUGCACAGCGCUACGCUCACUUCAAAGAGCUGCAUGUCUUCUAUCUAGAGCAGUUCCACGCCCGCGCUCGCGUGUACCUUGCGUCGGCCAUCGACCCAUCUCUGCAGCGGGCUAUCUCCACGCUCGCGUCGUCGUACGACGCAUACCAGCACCUGCUGCAGCGUUUCGCCCCGAGCUCCGCAGCGGCGAUCCUCGCGUCUCUCACCUCCGUAGCUGGCGACGAGCCAGCGACAAUCGUGCGUCGCGUGGACGAGCUGGUUCCGGUCUUGCGCGCUGCCGUCGUCGGAGACAAGGACUUGUGUCAGCUCUCCGUCAUCGACUACGAUCGCCACGUAUGGAACGAGCUUCGAACUGCGCUUAUAGCGCAGUGCUUUCUCGGCGCGCCACGCUGCGCUGCAGACGAGGACCUGGCGCCGCUCGCAGCUACGACCGUGGAAUCGCCAACACCAGCUUCCUCGACGCCACUAUCAUGCCAUGCGAGAGUCGCAGACGCCAGUACCCCCAGCGAACUUGGUGCAGCGCAUCUGCCCGAGACUGCCGCUUCGAGCAGCGAAAAGGCACCUGACGAUACGGAGCCCGAUCCCAAGCGACAGCGCAUCCAAGACCUUCUCUCGGAAGCCGUGUCGUCGGAAGGUGAAGAAGAAGGCGAAGUGCUGCCGCGGGAUGAGCUGCCACUCGCGCGCACCGUCUACGUCACGCAGCUCAACCACAACGUCACUGAGGCAGUCUUGCAGGAUCUUUGCGAAUCGUUUGGCCUCGAGAUGGACCCAACGACGAACUUUCCCGUCAUCGACGUCUUCCUCAACCACCGAACGCGCCGCCCGCGGGGCGACGGCAUCCUCCGCUUCACGACGGCCCAAGGCGCGGGCGACGCAGUCACCACCCUCCAUAACAAGCAGGCGCGGCCGCAUUUGCCGGUGCUCCACGCUCGACUGCUGGAUUCCGCCACCUUUGCGCUAUUAACCGCUCAGAUUUAUGCGCCGAGGACGCUAUGGACGUGCGCAACCUGUCGGCGUGAGAUUUCUUGCUGGCGCAGCGCCUGUGAUGAGUGCAAGCAGCCCCGCAUACGACCCGCCGCGUGCAGCGAGCUCUUCCCGACCGACUGGCUUUGUCCACUGUACGUGGCGUGGUAA